This is a messenger RNA of Saprolegnia parasitica CBS 223.65, 986 nucleotides long. RefSeq lists its product as hypothetical. Lineage: Eukaryota; Oomycota; Saprolegniomycetes; Saprolegniales; Saprolegniaceae. The transcript is spliced from 6 exons. The record is from RefSeq and is a predicted model, not a curated record. Gene Ontology annotation, molecular function: RNA binding. The coding region runs from base 24 to 935 and encodes 303 amino acids.
UGAACACAACACACAGGAGAGCCAUGUCGAGCGACGAGAGCGACUACAGCAGCAGCGACGACGAGACCGAGAAGGCCUUCUUCAAGCCCAAGCCCAAGCAGGUCAAGGAGGCCGUGCUCGCGGCCUCGGACUCGGAGGCCAGCGACUCGGACGACGACGACGAUGAGGAUGACAGCGCCGUCCAGGACGCCGAGAGCGCUGCGCAGGACGACCAUGCGAGCGAGCUCAAGCAAGCUGCGAAGGAGAAGACCAAGGCCACGGUGUACGUCGAAGGCAUCUCGUACGACGCCGACGAGAGCUCGCUCGUGUCGCACUUUUCGGCCUGUGGCGCCGUCAAGGAAGUGCGCAUGCCCCGGUAUCAGGACUCGGGCAAGCCGCGCGGGUAUGCGCACAUCGUGUUUGACUCGGACAAGGCCGCGAAGAAGGCGCUGGCCAUGGACGGCCAGUACAUGAUGAAGCGCUAUUUAAGCGUCCGACCCGCCGAGACGCCUCGCACCCUCGAAGCGGUGCUGACCAAGUCCAAGUCGACCAAGGCCAUCAAGGGCUGCCGAACGGUCUUUGUCAAGCAGCUGCCGUACGAGAUCACGGACGCCGAAGUCAAGGAAGCCUUCGAAUCCUGCGGCACGAUCAUCAGCGUGCGCCUCCCCGUGUGGAACCACACGAAAAAUUCCAAGGGGUUUGGGUACGUUGAGUUUGAGACCGAAGCCGAAGCCGUCGCCGCCACGAAGAAGAGUGGCAUGAAGAUUGGCAACCGUAUGGUGCUCGUCGAGUUGGACACGGGUGCGCCCAAGGCCAGCUUCCGCACGACGACGGGGCAGUACUGGAACAAGGUCGAAGAAGGCAAGGCGAGCCUCGCCAAGCGCAUGUCCGACAAAGGCAAGAAGCGCAACCAGCCGGAUGCGACCAAGCCGACCAAGAAGAAGCUGCGGUUGUAGAUAGUGACGGUAUGCAAGCAAGACAACAACAGACCCACCUUUGAACUCCAA